Molecule: messenger RNA, 4574 nt
Organism: Myxocyprinus asiaticus (Chinese sucker)
Lineage: Eukaryota; Metazoa; Chordata; Actinopteri; Cypriniformes; Catostomidae
Product: cysteine-rich motor neuron 1 protein-like
Exons: 15
Coding region: 245-3067 (940 amino acids)
Cellular component (GO): extracellular region
Molecular function (GO): protein binding; serine-type endopeptidase inhibitor activity
Source: RefSeq, a predicted model, not a curated record
CAGUGAUACAUUGUAACACGGAGAGAAUCAUCAUCAUCAUCAUCAUCAUCAGUGCUACACUGUAACAGCUUCAUUUGAACUUACUGAGUUCCUGCUUAAAGAAGUUUGACUAACGUUUUAUUUCAUCUACCUGCAAACAUUUUGGAUUAUUUGGACACUUUAGAAAGUUUGGACAUCUGAAGUUCUACGGAUGAGACUGUUUCAUCUGGAUAUUUAUCAUUAAUACCUCAGUAAAGGCAUCAGAAUGUUUAUGUGUGUUUUUAAAAACAGCUCGUGUUUGGCUGUGAUGUAUUUGGUGUUCUGCGUGCACGUGAUUGAGUGUCAUGAAUGCUCCCCGUGCGCACUCCGCUCGUGCCCGAGGCUCAGCCCGCUCGGGUGUGAUUCGGCUCGGGUUCUGGCCCGUGACCCGUGCGGCUGUUGUGAGCAGUGCUCUCGGCUCGAGCUCGAGCUGUGUGCUGGUCCGGACUGGACUCUGGGCUACUGCGGGUAUGGACUCACCUGCGCCGCUCUGAACCGCACUGGACCGGCGCUCAUACCUGAGACAGGUGUCUGUAAAGCGUUACCUGACACCACAGAUGAAGAUGAGCGCUGCCUCCUGGUGAGCGGGUGUGAUCACGUGAACGGCGAGUGUGUGUGCGAGUCCAAACACUCCUGUAUCAGGACAUACAGCUAUCUGAACAGAGACGCAUGUGUACACGCCAGGGAAACAGGGUCUCGUCGUCAUGAUCACAGACAUGGGGAGAAGUUUGUCGGUGCUGUUAAUCCGGCGUGCGUGUUCUCUGGUUGUAACCUGACGUCUGCUGGCUGUGUUUGUUCAUCUCAGAGUUGCGACGAUCGUUUCACAUACAUCAACCUCAGUCAGUGUCAGCAAGCCGCAGAGGACAAGAAAUGUGAAGGAGUCUCAUGCCCGCCUCUGCCCACCCCCGAGUGCCCACCUGAUUCAGUACUGACCCGCAGCUACACACCUCCUGCAGACUGCUGCCCGACAUUAUCCGCUCAGUGCACUUGUGCCCAGUGCCCGCCCCCUCCAGACUGUAGCAGCGGGCACAGAGCCGUGCUGGUGAGAGAGGGCACUGGAGCGCCAGGAGACUGUUGCCACAACUACACCUGCCAGAGAGAUUCUCCGCGGUGCGUUCAUAACGGGAAGGAUUUUGCUGAUGGUGAUGUGUAUCGGAUGGACUCGUGUUGGCUCUGUCAGUGUCGGGCUGGAAUAUCAUUCUGCACUAAAGCCGAGUGUGCCAAACUGGACUGUGAUAACUUCUACAUUCCAGAGGGUGAAUGUUGUCCCGUCUGUAUAGAUGUGGAGUUGUUGUCAGUGGAGAGCAUGAAGGCGAGCUGCUGGAUGGAUCAUAAACUGCGAGCUCACGACGAACAGUGGAAAGAAGACGACUGCACGUUCUGUCAGUGUGUGGACGGAGAACCUCACUGUACCGCGAUGGCCUGCAAACAGAGCUGCCAGAACCCCGUUAAAAUCCCUGGAGAGUGCUGCCCAUUCUGUGAGGAACCGUCAUAUGAGACGGUGAGUCCGCUGCUGUGCCCUCCGCUGGAGAACUGCUCUCUCUCUGGGCACGACUGCCCAUACGGCUUCCAGCAGGACCCCAGUGGCUGUCUGCUGUGCCAGUGUGUGAGCAAUGAUACCUGUCCUGUUUUGUCCUCAUACUGUUCUCUGGAGUGUCCUCUGGGAUAUCAGAAAGAUCACUAUGGUUGUGAAGUUUGUGAAUGUAGCGUACCAAAUUGUCGCCCCAUGACCUGCAGCAAGACCUGUCCGUAUGGAUAUGUGAGGAACAAACACGGUUGUGAGAUGUGUCGCUGUGUGAAGUGUCCCCCGUUCACGUGCGACAAACGCUGCAGUGACGGCUUCAGGAAGAACAGGAAGGGCUGCAGUAUCUGUGAAUGUAACGAUUCAGAUCGUCAUGUGAUCAGCACGACGGCCUCCGUUCAGCCGCUGCCCGGUUACUGUCUGACAGGUAGCGGGCGGCGCUUCGAGGAGGGUGACAGCUGGCACGACGGCUGCCGCGACUGUUACUGUCAUUCUGGCCGUGAGAUGUGUGUGCUCAUUUCCUGUUCUGUGCCCACCUGCGCCCACCCUGUGCUCAGACCGCACCAGUGCUGCCCCAGCUGUGAAGAUGAGUCUGGCAGCGGUCAGAUGGCGGGGAUGGAUAUGGUGGUGUGUCGCGCUCCGGACGGGGAACUCUACGUGGAAGGAGAGACGUGGAGUUUGGACGAGUGCACUCGCUGUACCUGCAGACAGGGUCGUGUGCUCUGUGAUUCUGAAGUUUGUCCACCUGUCCUAUGCCACGUGCCAAUUAAAAACAAAGACACCUGCUGUUACACCUGCCCAGAGGACAAACUCAAUCCCCUCCUUCCUGUCAACAAUAGCCAACAGGAAUACUGCAUUUCUACCAAUGGAGAAAUCCUAUUGGCUGGUGACUCGUGGAAGUCCAACGCCUGCACCAGCUGCACCUGUCGCAGUGGGACUGUUGAGUGUUUUUCGCAACACUGUCCACCUGCCAGCUGCAGAGUACCAGUGCUGCGCAAGGGCCAGUGCUGCCCAUACUGCCUGGAGGUCACAACAAUCUCAGUGCCAAUAGUGCUGUCCAACGCAGCGACCAAACCCAACGUCAAAUCCACAGCUACUGUCACAGAAAGUCAGACAGCAUGGAUCACAACAGUUCCUCCAAUCUUUGCAGUUACAGAUGGUAAAGGUCUGUCUAAGGACGUUCCCAGCCAGAUGGAGAUGACUCUCAUCUACCAAUCAGCAGCCUGGAUUCUGGCCGGUAUCCUCUUGGCCAUCGUCAUCUUCCUCAUCGUGGCCGUCCUCAUCAACUGGAGGAAGAACUGGGUGCAAAUGUCCUGCUACAGUGCACCCAAAAAGACGGUGAUCUUGAAGAAGCACGUCAACAAGAACUCGGUCGUGUACAUGGAACCAUCCAAAGAGAACAAGUUCCAGAAUGUGAAGAGCGAUUGUAGUGCGAACUUCCCCCUGGAUGUGGGCUCAUCCUGUCCGGAACGGAUCACCAUCCCACGAGCCAAACUCGGCAAUGGACACGCCAGGGUCCAACGUUAACAUCUCCCACCACAAACAUCUUCCGGAAGGCCUGCAGAGCACUUUCUGUCACUCGCUGUAUCUCCACAUCACACUCUAGAAACUCCAAGCAUAUGCUGGCGAAUCCUGAACGUACUGUUGAUUCAUCAGGAGCAGAGGAAAUAAAUAAGUAUUGUGAAAUGUUUGUGUUUAUGAUGUUUGGAGCUUGAAAACGCUCUCGUGUUUCAGUGGGAACAACAGGUUCAAGGACGCCAAGUUCCGUGCCAUUCCAUGUUGGGGAGACGGCUGAGAAGUUUAGAAUUCAGAUGGACUUUUCGACUGUAGAUGACGCCAUAGAAAAGUUCCUGUUGAAAAACACAUGCGUAAUCAACACACCAGCAGACCAGCUCUCAGGACUGUUGAGUUUCCUGACAGUAAGUUGAUAAAACGGUUUGUUGGGUUCAUGACAUGGACGAAUAAAAAAGUGAGCAGAAAUGUAACCAAGUGAAAUGUAUCUUAUCGUAAUCAAACAUACAUUGAGGCCUUACAGGGCAAACACGUUUCCUGACCUCUUGAUUCUGUUUUGUUAAUUUUUAUAUCAAGUGUUUUUCUUGUAGUUUUCUCGUUGGUCACUUUACUGUGAGAAAUGGCAUUCAUCACUUCCGGUGCUUUAGAUGACAUGUAGAUGUCUUGAGGUCUUGAAGACAGAAGUGCCAUUAGAUUUUUUUCUCAUAAAGUGAUACCCAAUUUCAGUAUUCGUAUUUUCUGUAAGUGAAGCAUUAGUGUAGAUACAUAUGCUCAAUAACUUUAUCUACUGGAAGUUUGGAGAGUGUUUAUCUUUGAAUUGUCUGAUCUUGUUUGCCCUGUUUUUGAGGCUAUAUUUCAAGAUGAUUCUAUACUAUAUUAGCAUUACAUUUUUUUCCAGAAGUCACUUAUGUUGGUCAAGGUUUUCCUUUACUAUACACUAUAAUUCAGACAUUUAAAAUUAUUUCAUAUUGUUGACUUCCUUUAGCAGCUAGUAUCUUAGCAUGAAUUUAUUCAGUGCCAAUUCAUCAUUAUAAUGAAAUCCAGAAAUCUUCAGCCACAACAGUGACACUCGUCAAAGGAGAAUUUGAGUGAAUGCAUUGCAUUGUUUGCAAUUACUAAAUGUACAAAAAAGCAUAGUAGAUGCAAAAGCAUAGUAGAUGAUGAAAGUAUCUUAUUUAUUUUUUCAUGUAGUUAUUUAUUAAUACUAAACCCUAGUUUUCGUAAUUGACAUUAUUGUCUGAUGUUUUGAUGUUGGCAGAGAAACCCAAAGCUGCUGUACAGAUUUUGUAAACUGUUUUGCAUCUGUCUGCUUUAUACUCCCAAACUUAUUUAUUUGACUUGUGCAACGUGUAAAUACAAACCUCUUAGAUGUUUAACUGUAACAUUUACACUUGUUUCUGCAAAUAAAAAGUGUGUGUGAACUAUGUAAGCAUGAUUUUGUUGAUUGAGCCUAUAACAGACACAAGAGCUUUUCUUUUACUCUUGUAACAUACUGUAUAUUAUUCUUGGAAGUUUUUAAAGG